Molecule: messenger RNA, 1068 nt
Organism: Trifolium pratense (red clover)
Lineage: Eukaryota; Viridiplantae; Streptophyta; Magnoliopsida; Fabales; Fabaceae
Product: 5'-deoxynucleotidase HDDC2-like
Exons: 8
Coding region: 47-739 (230 amino acids)
Cellular component (GO): cytoplasm
Molecular function (GO): 5'-deoxynucleotidase activity
Source: RefSeq, a predicted model, not a curated record
AAGGCAAAUAGAAGGAAAAAGAAAGAAAAGAUAAAGGAAAGUGAGAAUGGGAAGUGGAAGUCGAGUUCUGGUUUCUCUGUGUUGUUGUUCUUCUCAACUAAGAUUCAAAUCUUCAUUUUCUGCUUCUAGGGUUUCUUCUCAAAUGGCGGCUCAUUCAUCUUCUUCAUCCGCUAUCACCAAUCCUCCUUCUCCUUCUCAAUCCAUUGAUUUCCUCUCUAUAUGUCAUCGUCUCAAGACAACUAAACGUGCUGGAUGGUUACGAAAAGACGUAAAGGAUUCUGAAUCUAUAGCUGAUCAUAUGUAUCGUAUGGGUUUGAUGGCUCUCAUUGCUCCUGAUUUUCCCGGCGUCGACCGCGAUAAGUGCGUCAAAAUGGCUAUUGUUCACGAUAUUGCAGAAGCAAUUGUUGGGGACAUAACCCCGACAGAUGGAAUUCCAAAAGAAGAAAAAAGCCGACGAGAACAAGAGGCACUGGAUCAUAUGUGUAGAGUGCUUGGAGGUGGAUCAAGAGCCAAGGAAAUUGCUGAGUUGUGGACGGAAUAUGAAGCAAAUUCUUCUCCAGAAGCCAAAUUUGUCAAGGACUUUGAUAAGGUGGAGAUGAUCCUUCAAGCCUUGGAAUAUGAAGAUGAGCAAGGGAAGGAUUUGGAUGAAUUUUUCCGGUCAACUGCUGGAAAGUUCCAGACUGAAAUUGGCAAAGCCUGGGCAUCAGAGAUAGUAUCAAGAAGGAAUAAAACUAAAUAGGGUUUGGCUAUAAAAGGGAAAGAAGAAAAAGGGGGCUGUCGUGUUUUUAAUUCGUUUCAAUGAUACAUUCGUCAUUGUUUAAAUAUGGCUCGUCUGAAGCAUGGUGUAAUUUGCAAAAAUGGAGAAAUGUUAGCUGUGUCGGAAGUAGCAUGUAGAAGACAUUUUCACAGGGAGAGGUAACAACAUCAUCUAACUGAAUAUCAAAUUUUUUCAUCAGCUCUUACUGAAACAUUUGGAUUAUUUUAUAUUUGAGGGAAGAUAGUCCAUGAAUUAAUUUACACUCGCAUGUAAAUUUGCUUACUAAAUUCAGUUGUGCACAUUUGUUCUCU